Messenger RNA from Acanthamoeba castellanii str. Neff, 3114 nucleotides. RefSeq lists its product as uncharacterized. The record is from RefSeq and is a predicted model, not a curated record. Gene Ontology annotation, cellular component: nucleoplasm. Bases 1 to 3114 code for a protein of 1037 amino acids. Lineage: Eukaryota; Discosea; Longamoebia; Acanthamoebidae. The transcript has 5 exons.
AUGUACGGCCGGCUGUGGCCCUACGCCGAGCACCCGGUCACUCGCGAGCACUACUGCCUGGAGCCCGUCGAGAGCCCCACCGGCGGCAAGUUCCCGUGCUGCUCGUUUCGGCGCGAGAAGCCCAUCAAGACCAGCCAGGGCUACGCCGGCCACCUGGCCUCGCACCGGGCCCACAUCCAGGGCUCCACCAACACCAUCAACGGCGUCGGCGUCGCCCCGGUGCUGAUGGUAACCAGCAAUGGCGGCUCAGGCGGCGGCUCGGCGGCGGCGAGCCCAUCGAGCAACGGCGACCAGGCGCUGGGGAAGAAGCGCAAGAGGGAGUCGACGCUGACGGGGUCGCACGAGACGGUGGCGACGUCGACAAUGUCGACUACGGUGUCUACGACAAGUUCUAGCAGCGGCGGCGGUGGUAAGGUGAUGCCGCAGUUCGUGGCGAGCCUGCAGCCGAGCCUGCCGCGAUGUGACCUGGAGGCCGGCCAGCUGCGGUUCAUCCUGCUCCCGCAGGACAGCGAAGCCGCCGCGAUCGACGUGGUCUUCAAGGGGCAUCGUGGUAAGUUGAAUAAGCGUGCGGCGAAGGACGCGGACGGCUUUUUCGUGAUCGCGUGUCCGCUCAUCCACGAGCUGCUCCCGCCCAACGACACCCGCACCACGUUCGAGGUCUCGGUGCGCGUCGAGGACCCGGCCACCCACCGCCGCCUCUUCCAGUCCUCGCUCCUCUUCACCCACCACCACGCGGCCCAGGCGAGCGCGGCGCCGCGGGCGGAGAGCGUGCUGGCGGGCGGCAGCGCGCCACGGCCGUCGGCGCGGGCGAGCGCCAACGAAGAAGAGGACUACGACGAGGCAGAGGAAGGAGAAGAGGAAGAAAAGGAAGAAGAAAUGAUGAACUACGGUUCGGUCGACAACAAAGAAGAGGAUGGCGACAGCGAACCGGCGGGAGAAGAGGAGACGAAGAACGAAGACGAGAAGACGAAAACGACGAAGAAGGAAAAGAGGAGGAAAAUCGAAGACAAAAAGAGCGGCGGCGAGGAGGUGCAACAGGAAAAGAAGGAGGAAACUGCGGGAGCGGAGGGGGAGGCUGAAGAGGCCAGCGAGAGUCAGACGAUGGAACUCGAGAUCGCCGAGGAGAACGAAGACGAGGAGGAGAACGACGCGGAAGCGAACGCCAAGAACGAAGGCGAAGCAAACGGCGAAGAUCAGAAAGAACGAAGACGAUUCGAGGAAGCAACACCAGCCCAAAAGAAGAAGGAAGAGGCUGACGACGACGACAAGAAGAGGGCGACGCAGCAGAGCGCCGAGCUCCGACCGGACGUGACUGUCAAGAUCGAGAAGGUGGGCGAGACCGCAGCCGACGAGAAGAUCGGCCACCAGCAACAGCGCGAGCUGCCCGACCUGCUCACGCAGUUGGCCGAGGUCGCUGCGGCCGAGUCGCAUAGCAACGUCGCGUCCGCCGCCGUGGCCAGGCCCGCGCCCAGUGCUGGCCCCGGCAAAGCCAACGGCCACGGCCACGGCCACGGCGCCGUUGUCGAGAGGCCGACCAUGGCUGAGGCCCUCCACGCGAUGCCCAUGAACACCGUCACGUCGCUGCUGCCCUGGGCCCACAUGGCCGCCGCGGCCGCCGGCGGUCACCCGCUGCCGCCCCACUUUGCGCUGCCCGACUGCUACGCACUUACGCCGGCGGCUGCAGCUGCGGCGGCCGCGGCCAUCGCCGCCGACCCGCACACCGCGGCCCUCAUGCUGCCGGGCCUGUUCCAGUCCUACUACGGGCCGGGCGGGCCGCUCCCCUUGAGCGCGCUGCUGCCUCCGAUGCCGCACGCGACCCACCUGCCGUUGCCGCCGCCCACGCGGCCGCUCGCCCCCACGCCGGCCUCGAUGAUGACGUCAGCAUCGCCAUCAUCGUCAGCAGUGCCGACCUCGUCGACGUCAGCCAUGUCGCCAUCGCUGACGGCCAUCAAGGCCAAGGCGCCUUCAUCGCCGCCGACGACGACGAGUGGUGGUGGCCCCGCGACUACCACGUCACCACGCUCGGCUGUGUCGACAACACCAACCACGCCGACGAUGUCGACUGCGACAACGGCGGCGCAGAAGCCGCUCCGGGGUCCGCUUGCGCCGAUGGCGCAAAUGAUGACGUCGAUCCCGCCGCCCAAGCCCGCCGUCAAGCCCGGCCCACCGCCGCUCGCGAUCCAGCCCAGCGGCAGCGGCUCGACAACGCCCCCGGCGGCGGCCGGCACAGCCGCGUCGACGUCGGCCUCAUCGGCGCCAUCGCCGACGAUGGCGUCGCGGCCACUGCAGACCUUGGUCGCGGCCGCCGGGCGGCCGUCGGGCGUCGGCGCCGCCACCGCGGGGCGCGAGACCUGUCGCUACUACUUCUACACCGUCCUGCCGGAGAAGGGCAAGCUCAUCUGGGUCGUCUUCUUCAGCAGCCGCCGGCACGCGCUCGACCAGUACGAGCUCCUCCUCCACGAAGUCGCCUCGCCCCUCUCGGCCUCUUCCGCGUCGUUGUCAUCGUCAUCGUCGUCAAUCGAGCGACUGACCAGCAGCAGCGGCGGCCUCUCGCUCUCGUCGUCGGCCUCGGCCCUCGCCAUGGCCAUGGCCACCGAGCUCGAGCCCGACGCCGACUCACCUUCGCCGUCGUCGGCGUUCACGCCUCAGCCGCUGCCGCUUCUUUGCCGACGUCGGACGAUCGUGCUGCCGGCGGUGCCCGAUCUGGCCUGGAUCGCGGAGGGGGUCGACGCCCAGACCAGCCAGCGGCUCUACCAGCACAAGGUGUGCUUCCAGGCGCCCGAUUCGACGUUCGAGCGGCGCAUCUUUUGCGCGACGCUGCACCAGCGCGUGGAGCGGACGAUGACGCUGCUCGGAGGGCUGUCGCUGGUCAGCACCACGUCGCAGCGCGAGCACAUGUGGCCCCGCAUCAACCAGUGGUUCGUGGGCGAGGUGCAGCAGCGGCUGGUGCACAACUGCCGGCACCACCCGCCCAGCCGCCGGCACUUCCUCAACGGCAAGGGCUCGCGCCAGGGCAGCAAGCAAUCCCAGAAGGACCGGUUCCUCUUCGACGAACUCGACAAGUCGGUCGAGCUCGAGAGCGUCCCCGUCAACUCGCUCCUGCCGAUCACUUAA